UACACGCAUUUCACCGUCCGUACAUGACCGACGGGUUGAAGCGGCCACGUAUUGUCGACGCAUCCUCAAUGUUUGAACCGGGGGGAGAGAGGCACGUCCCGAGUGCCAAAUAAGAUACGACCUGUCCUGCGGAUGCGCCGUCACUGUUUCUGCCUCCAGCGGCUCCCCAAGUCUGCGAGAUCCAUGAUUUAUCCCCCUGUUUUCCCUUAGAGCGCAUCUCCUUCCCCACAAUGGAAAGGUUCCAGUCGUCCAUGCGCAAACGGCUCUACAGCUUGCCGCAAAACAUUGGGCAAAAACCCUUCGUGAUUGACGAAGGAGACAGCGGCGACAAGGACACCAAGAGGAAAAGUAUCCGGCUAAAACAUUUGUCCUCUCCGUCUCCUGCCAGCAGCUGCAGGAGCUUUGAGGAGGCCAGGAGCGAGGACUUGGAGAGGGACGUGAUCGUGAAGACCAACUUGAACGGGGACUGUCGCCUGUUCAGGGGCAGCAUCUCCUCCAUCACCGGGCGCCAUCCUCCAGGGUCAGACCCGGCGGAGCAGCGGCGCCUCAUCCCCGAGGCUGACGCCUGGGUAGGUGAGAGUUUCCCCGGUGAGCGCGGCCCCGGGGCCCAGCAGCGGGCAGCGGGUGGUCCGAGUGGCGCAGAAGAGCAAGGGUCUGAGUUCGACCAGUCAACUUUCAUCAAGUUGGAAGGCGCCGAGCAAAUCAUCCCCGAAGAUGACCGGCUGUACCAAGCCGGCUUCAUGCACCGGCAGUUUGGGGCGAUGCUCCAGCCGGGUGUCAACAAGUUCUCCCUGCGGAUGUUGGGGAGUGAGAGGGCCGUGGAGCACGAGAGGGAGCGAGUAAAGUCUGCUGGCUUUUGGAUAAUCCACCCGUACAGUGAUUUUAGGUUCUACUGGGAUCUGACCAUGCUGCUGCUGAUGGUGGGAAACCUCAUCAUCAUCCCCGUGGGCAUCACCUUCUUCAAGGACGAGCACACGCCUCCCUGGAUCGUCUUCAACGUGGUUUCUGACACCUUCUUCCUCAUGGACCUGGUCCUCAACUUCCGCACGGGUAUCGUGAAGGAGGACAACACGGAGAUCAUCCUGGACCCACAGAAGAUCAAGAUCAAGUACCUGAAGAGCUGGUUCGUGGUGGACUUCAUCUCCUCCAUACCGGUGGACUAUAUCUUCCUCAUCGUAGAAACACGCAUUGACUCUGACUUUUACAAGACGGCCCGGGCCCUGAGGAUCGUCCGCUUCACCAAGAUCCUCAGUCUGCUGCGGCUGCUGCGCCUCUCCAGACUCAUUCGCUACAUCCACCAGUGGGAAGAGGUUUUCCACAUGACCUAUGAUCUGGCCAGCGCCAUGGUGCGUAUCAUGAACCUGAUCGGUAUGAUGCUGCUGCUGUGUCACUGGGAUGGCUGUCUGCAGUUCCUGGUGCCCAUGCUGCAGGACUUCCCUCCUGACUGCUGGGUCACCAGAAACAAGAUGGUGAAUGACACGUGGGGUCAGCAAUACUCCUACGCCCUGUUCAAGGCCAUGAGUCACAUGUUGUGCAUCGGGUACGGCCUCUACCCCCCUAUCGGCAUGGCUGACGUGUGGCUCACCAUCCUCAGUAUGAUCGUGGGGGCUACCUGCUUUGCUAUGUUUGUGGGGCAUGCGACUGCACUCAUCCAGUCUCUGGACUCCUCCAGGAGGCAGUACCAAGAAAAGUAUAAACAGGUGGAGCAGUACAUGUCCUUUCACAAGCUCCCGGCCGACAUGCGUCAGAGGAUCCACGACUACUACGAGCACCGUUAUCAGGGCAAGAUGUUUGAUGAGGAGAGCAUUCUGGAGGAGCUGAACGAGCCACUGCGACAGGAAAUCAUCAACUUUAACUGUCGUAAACUUGUGGCCUCCAUGCCUCUGUUCGCCAACGCCGAUCCAAACUUUGUGACCUCCAUGCUGACCAAACUGCGCUUCGAGGUCUUCCAGCCGGGCGACUUCAUCAUCAGAGAGGGAACCAUUGGCAAGAAGAUGUACUUCAUACAGCACGGUGUCGUGAGUGUCCUGACCAAGAACAGCAAUGACACCAAGCUGUCUGAUGGCUCUUAUUUUGGAGAGAUCUGCCUGUUGACCCGAGGCAGGAGGACAGCCAGUGUGCGAGCAGAUAACUACUGUCGUCUGUACUCGCUGUCUGUGGACAACUUCAACGAGGUGCUGGAGGAGUAUCCCAUGAUGAGAAGAGCCUUCGAGACUGUGGCUCUCGACCGCCUGGACCGAAUCGGCAAGAGGAACUCUGUUCUUCAGCAUAAAGUCCAGCAUCACCAAAGCUCUGGUACACUAAACCUCCAAGAGAAUGAGAUCAUCCAAAGAAUAGUGCAACACGACCGUGACAUGGCCCAGUGCACGCAGCUGAUUCAGACCAGCGAUACACAGAGUCUCAACCCUCUACCUUCCCCGUCACCCACCCCAGUUAUCUGGGCCCCGCUGGUUCAGGCCCCGCUCCAGGCUGCUGCCACCACCACCCCUCUGGCUCUGGCCUUGGCCCACCACUCCCAGCUUCCUCCCAUCCUCUUCCACCAUCCUCUGGUCCCAGGCUCUGGCUCUGUGAAGGACCCCAGCGGCCAUCCAAGGAGAGUCCAUGUUGGAGCGAACACCUCCAGCAUCUGUGGAUCAGGGCCCGGUUCUCCCACCAGCUCCACCCUCAGGACACAGCAUCUGUCCACUGGGCCAGUGUCGCCCGCACUGAUGUCCCAGCCCAUCUUCAACAGCAGCCUGCAGCCCCUCACCCCUCUGCCCAUGCACCAGCACACGCCCCUGCCCCCUCCCCAUCCUCCCCACUCCGGCAUUGCCUCUGUCUUUCCUAUCAGCCAGGCCACUGUCUCCUACACCUGCUCCGCCCAGCUCCAUUCCCAGCCCUUCCACGGUGCUAUGACCACCCCACCCCACCCCAUAGGGUUACUCCAGCAGGGGGCACCAGGGAGGCUAGGAGGGAGAUUCCCAGCCCCCUCCGCCUCCUUCAUAAGCCCUCUGAUCUCCAGCUCAGUCGACCCGAUUCUAAGCCACCUGCAGCAAUCCUCUCACGCCACACUGCAGCCGAUGAGGUCCAGUCAUGACAGAGCAGGGAGGACACCCAGUGGUCUGAACCUCCCAAAUUUCCCCUUCAUCACCAGCACCCAGUCCUCCAGUGGAUUUACGCAGCCAGCGUCUGCAGUCGGAGCCGGAGCCACUGCCUCUCUGGCCCAGCAGAGCCUGGCAGGCCUCCAGUCUGUUUUCCUUCCCCAGGUUCUUCCAGAGCACUCGGCGCUCGCCUCCCUGGCCCAGUACGGUUCUGCAGAGGUGUCGCCCUGCUACACGCCUCCGGUCCAAAGUCCCAGAAUACAGAGCCCUGUGAGGGGGAGAACAGUUUACCACAGUGAGCUCACCAGCACCGUGGGCUCUCACUGCCCUCUAACCCCUCAGACCUCAUGCCCUGCCAGGGUGGCUUGUACCCUCAAAGAGAGGGCAGAGUCCUCUGUGAAUCUCUUUACCCAGGAAGUAAAGACUAUCUCAGGCUCUCACAGCUCUAUACACCAGGAAAGGCCCCCUUCAGAGGGAGCAGUGGGGGCGUCGAGCCCCUUCUCCUCCCCCAUGGCCGUCAGCAAACCCUACAGUUCCAUCCCUGGUCAAGCCACUCCUGUCAGUCGGACUCAUUCAGGGCCCGAACAUCAGAACCAGUCCGCUGGCGUUCACUCUCCCCACGUUAGAUCUCCAGCUAAGAUAUUAGAGACCGAACACAAACAGUCCAAACUUCCCUCCAACUUGUGA
Messenger RNA from Paralichthys olivaceus (Japanese flounder), 3767 nucleotides. Its product is annotated as potassium/sodium hyperpolarization-activated cyclic nucleotide-gated channel 3-like. Gene Ontology annotation, molecular function: voltage-gated potassium channel activity. The record is from RefSeq and is a predicted model, not a curated record. NCBI's taxonomy places the organism in Eukaryota, Metazoa, Chordata, Actinopteri, Pleuronectiformes, Paralichthyidae. Gene Ontology annotation, cellular component: membrane; HCN channel complex; dendrite. Gene Ontology annotation, biological process: sodium ion transmembrane transport; regulation of membrane depolarization; potassium ion transmembrane transport.